CCGCCGGGCCUGGCGGAUGCACCGAAUCACCGCCGACAUCCCCGGGCCUGCGCCCUACCCGCUCAUCGGCAACCUGCUCCAGAUGCUGCUCCCCAUGGACCGCGUGUACCACCUCGUGGACUCGCUGUGCUCGCAAUUCGGCUACCUCAUCAAGACCUGGUACGGCCCCAUCCUGGCCAUCAUGGUCCUGGACCCGGAGGACCUGCAGGUGGUGCUGACGAGCCCGACCCUAGCCAGCAAGCCAGAUGUGUUCUACGACGGCGUGAAACGCGUCCUGGGCAUGGGCCUCAUUACGCUCAACGGCAGCGACUACAAGCGGCACCGCAAGGCCAUCACCACCUCCAUGCACUUGGACAUCCUGCAGGACUUUGUCGCCACGUUCGGCACCAACUGCCGCGAGCUGGAAGCCCGCCUGGACCCGCUGGCCGCGACCGGCGAGGUGUUCGACGUGGCGCACCACCUGGGCCUCAACGCCAGCCUCACCGUCUGCCAGACCGUGCUGGCCGCCGAGGCCCCGGGCCUGGACGCCGAGCGCGACGAGUACGUCGAGAUCGUCCACGACGCCAGCAAGAUGAUGCUGUACCGCGGCCUCAGGCCCUGGUUCCGCUGGGAGGCCUUGUUCAAGCUGCUGUCGCCGGAGUACGGUCGGUUCCAACGCGUGGUAGCGGGUAUGACAAACUUUGCCAACAGAGUUCUCACGCAGAAGAUGCAAAAGCUGCAGCACAUUGCGGCCGCGCCCCCAACGAAGCGCCGUCAGACAUUCCUCGACAAGUUCUUGUCGUCGUCCGAGGCGAAUGUGCUCACGCGCGGCGAACUGCUGGACGAGCUCAAGACAUUGCUGUUUGGUGGAGUCGGCACUUCCAUGGACUUCCAGACCCUGUUCAUGCUGAGCAUGGCCUUGAACCAGGGAGUGCAGCGUAAGGUGCAGCAGGAACUGGACGACGUGUUCGGGUCGGACAGGGGCCGCGACAUCCUGGCCACGGACCUGCCCCACAUGAAGUACCUGGAGUGCGCCCUCAAGGAGACACUGCGUUUCUUCCCUCCUGUGCCGGUCUUCGGGCGCAUAGUCCUCCAGGACGUGCCGCUGCCGUCGGGCAAGGUCUUACCCGAGGGCUGCUACGUGGGCAUCUUGCCCUUGUGGACGCACCGCCACCCCAAGUACUUCCCCGACCCGGAGCGGUUCGACCCCGAGCGCUUCACGCCCGAAAACAGCAGAGACCGGCACCCGUUCGCGUUCAUACCGUUCAGCGCCGGGCCCAGGAACUGCAUCGGCCAGCGGUACGCCCUGAUGUUCGCCAAGACGGUGGCGGCCUCGGUGCUGCGCCGCUACGACGUGCUGCCCGACCCCGACGGCCCGCGCCGCCUCGUGGACGUGCCCCUCGUGGGGGGCAUCUCGCUGAGCGUCAAGGGCGGCGUCAAGGUGCGCCUGCGCCGCCGGGGGCUGCACGGUCUCGAGCACGCCGAAGAACCCCCGGUCUACGGCCUGUGA
This is a messenger RNA of Thrips palmi, 1489 nucleotides long. Its product is annotated as cytochrome P450 4V2-like. The transcript has 5 exons. Lineage: Eukaryota; Metazoa; Arthropoda; Insecta; Thysanoptera; Thripidae. Gene Ontology annotation, molecular function: monooxygenase activity; oxidoreductase activity, acting on paired donors, with incorporation or reduction of molecular oxygen; iron ion binding. The coding region runs from base 17 to 1489 and encodes 490 amino acids. The record is from RefSeq and is a predicted model, not a curated record.